This is a messenger RNA of Tripterygium wilfordii, 918 nucleotides long. Its product is annotated as LIM domain-containing protein WLIM1-like. Gene Ontology annotation, biological process: actin filament bundle assembly. Lineage: Eukaryota; Viridiplantae; Streptophyta; Magnoliopsida; Celastrales; Celastraceae. Bases 128 to 685 code for a protein of 185 amino acids. Gene Ontology annotation, molecular function: actin filament binding. Gene Ontology annotation, cellular component: actin cytoskeleton; plasma membrane. The record is from RefSeq and is a predicted model, not a curated record. The transcript has 5 exons.
GUCUUUUUUAUCUCCUGCAACCUACAUUUCUCCAACCCCCCACUUUUUUAUUAAUCUCUUCUCCUUCUCCUUCCCAUACCUUUAGUGACAAUAGUGGUGCUUGAACACAGCAAGAGAAGUGGAAGCCAUGGCAUUUGCAGGAACAACCCAGAAAUGCAUGGCCUGUGACAAGACUGUGUAUCUUGUGGAUAGGCUAGCUGCAGAUAACCGUGUCUACCACAAAGCCUGCUUCCGCUGCCAUCACUGCAAAGGAACUCUCAAGCUUGGGAACUACAAUUCCUUUGAAGGAGUCCUGUAUUGCAGGCCACACUUUGAUCAACUCUUCAAGAGGACUGGUAGUCUGGACAAAAGUUUUGAAGGGACACCAAAGAUUGCAAAACCAGAGAAAAUUGUAGAUGGAGAGAAACCUGCAGUGACUAAAGCCUCAAGCAUGUUUGGUGGAACCAGAGAGAAAUGUUUUGGCUGCAAGAACACUGUUUAUCCCACUGAGAAGGUUUCAGUGAAUGGGAUCCCUUACCACAAGAGCUGCUUCAAAUGUAGCCAUGGAGGGUGUGUGAUUAGCCCAUCCAACUACAUUGCUCAUGAAGGGAGACUAUACUGCAAACACCACCACAAUCAACUCAUCAAAGAGAAAGGUAACCUAAGCCAGCUUGAAGGUGACAUUGACAAAAAUCAAGUGGAGUAAAGAGAAAUUCCUGCAGAAUCAUAUACCUACCUGUCUCUUCUUUCCAACUUCUACUCUCUUUGGACACUGCUGUCACCAUCAUUUUGCUUUUGAAAUUUAUGAUUUACUACUUGCCAAACGAUUUACGCUUGCAAGUCAUAUGAGUGUAUAAGCUAUUUGUUAGUAUAAUGUGUUAAUGUUGCAGUUGUGGACGCUCAGAUGGAAUGCCAAAACCUAUUUGUUUCUGGGAUUUA